AUGAACCAAGAUCUUUGCACUGGAAAAGCACGAAUGACAGGGAGCGCAGCGGCCCGGGAAUUCCUUCUUGCUGUCGCCCUUCGCCCAUCUAGUCAAAUGACCAAGCAGGGCUUCCCCAAGCUCUGCAUGCUUGACGCCUCGUCGAUCAUGUACGAGUGAGGGCAAGACAUUCCGUUGCACACAGUGUUCAUGGGCUUGUUUGCGGCCGUUCUCUACUCGUAUUGCCUCGCGCACGGUGGCCUACUACCUCGAGGAAGCCAACUAGAGCAGGCCGGGCUGUCACAUCGGCUGCCUGCAUCGGACUUCAUGUACCCAGGCAUGGGCGGGGCGAGAGCAAGGCCAUAUAUGGCCAGCAUUGAAUGUGAAAUUCAUCUUAUCCUCAAUGAGCUCCAUGCUACCAGGCCAUUAGCAUCUAGCCAAUUGAAUUCUCAUGAAGUGUGCGUCAUUGACAUGUGAUUCCAUAGAUACUGCUCAAUCGUUUCGCCGGUCUUGAGCCGUGAUCUGGUUCAAAGGGAGGCCAUGAGGUCAGCCAGAUUUGCUUUCUUCUUUUUGCCUCUUUUCUAGGGUACGGCAUCCAGAUGUCAGGACCUACAUUGCGUAGAAUCUAGAAGCUGGCGUGGUCGGUAUCUCUACUUGAACUGACAACAUCGCUGCAAUCGGGCUUUGACUUGAAAUUGGUCCAAGCCGGAGCUGUCAUGAUGCC
Colletotrichum godetiae is the source of this 703-nucleotide messenger RNA. RefSeq lists its product as uncharacterized. The coding region runs from base 190 to 456 and encodes 88 amino acids. The record is from RefSeq and is a predicted model, not a curated record. Lineage: Eukaryota; Fungi; Ascomycota; Sordariomycetes; Glomerellales; Glomerellaceae. The transcript is spliced from 2 exons.